CUUAUGCUGUUGCGAGUGCCGUAAAACCUCUACUAAAACAAACAUCAAAUUUGUUGUUUCUUUGUUGGUCCCCAGGGGUGAUCAGGUACAUGGGACCCACAGAGUUUGGCGAGGGAACGUGGCUGGGCAUCGAACUACGGAAACCUAAAGGCAAGAACGACGGCAGCGUGCAGGGUAAGCGCUACUUCACGUGCCCCGACAACUGCGGCCUGUUGGUGAAGCCCAGCCGGGUGAGUCUGCGCGGCAUCAACGGAGCCAAGAUCUUAGCGGAGCAGAACGCCUCGCUGGCCGUGGCACAGAACAUCGCACGAGCGACGCGACACAGCGAGGGAGGCCGGCCGCACAGUCGAGAGGGGUCCUUGUCGGAUCGGGGGGACAGUAACGAUAGAUUCUGACCUAGUGAAUGAUGUGAGAACUUUUUCUUUUCUGUGAGUGAGUUUGCUGAUGAUUUGAGUUGAAUGAGAGAAAUGAGUGAUGAACUUUGAUUGCUGAUGUUUGUAUUAAAUCUAUUUUAGGGGGGUGAAUUUGCUGAUGAAUUGAGUCGAAUGAGAGAAAUGAGUGAUGAACUAUGAUUACUGAUGUUUGUUUUGUAACACUUGGAGAAGAAGAAGAAAUAUUUAAUGAGACUCGAUAUUUAGCCUAGGAAUAAAAUGAAUUACAGUGGAGUCCUCUCAAACCAAAAUCUGCGGUACCACCAGAUUUUUUUCGCUUUAGCCGGGUUUUUUGCUUUAGCGAGCAGAGAAAAAUAAUAAAUAAUAAACAGGGAGGCCAAAUCUCUGGUUUUUCCGGCUUUUUCCGUUUUUUUCCUACACU
This is a messenger RNA of Aplysia californica (California sea hare), 813 nucleotides long. Its product is annotated as CAP-Gly domain-containing linker protein 4-like. The record is from RefSeq and is a predicted model, not a curated record. The transcript has a single exon. Bases 90 to 395 code for a protein of 101 amino acids. NCBI's taxonomy places the organism in Eukaryota, Metazoa, Mollusca, Gastropoda, Aplysiida, Aplysiidae.